CCGAAUCAGAGGGAUUCUUCCGCAUUCGCCUGUUCCCUCACGCAAGAGAACGGUCAGGCAGUUGCGCCGAGUUCGCCGGCCGGGCGGCGACACUUCUCGUCCAAGUACACAAAAGAGCAGGUUACCAUCUAGUUAGGGGGAUGAUGAAGUCUGCUGGACAUACUUUGUUUGCUUCUUUUUCUCCUAUUCAUGCUGUUACCCUAAAAAAUCAUCGCAGAUUUGCAUCAAAUUCUUGCAUACAAAGUUCUACUAAAGCCCCAAUAUUGUUUGCUUACAAUAAGAAGCAUCAACUGGAUAGAAAACCUGAAAUGGUUGCUGCCCGGUAUUUUCCUCCUUGGUUCAGUGUUGCUCCGAUGAUGGAUUGGACAGAUAAUCAUUAUAGGACACUUGCUAGGCUUAUUUCCAAACAUGCAUGGCUCUACACAGAAAUGCUUGCUGCUGAAACAAUUGUUUAUCAGAAAGGAAAUUUGGACAGGUUCUUGGCAUAUACGCCAGAACAACAUCCUAUUGUGCUGCAAAUUGGGGGAAGUAAUUUGGAAAACCUGGCAAAAGCAACUGAACUAGCGAAUGCCUAUGGCUAUGAUGAGAUUAAUUUUAACUGUGGAUGUCCUAGCCCAAAGGUAGCUGGACAUGGGUGUUUUGGUGUGCGCCUUAUGCUUGAUCCAAAGUUUGUUGCCGAGGCUAUGUCGGUGAUUGCUGCCAACUCAGAUGUUCCGGUCAGUGUUAAAUGCAGGAUUGGUGUUGAUGAUCAUGAUUCAUAUAAUGAACUCUGUGAUUUUAUAUACAAGGUUUCUUCUCAAUCACCAACUAGGCAUUUCAUUAUACAUUCACGAAAGGCACUGCUCAAUGGCAUUAGCCCAGCUGAUAAUAGAAGAAUCCCUCCCCUGAAGUACGAGUACUACUAUGCUCUCUUGCGUGAUUUUCCAGACUUAAGAUUUACAAUUAAUGGAGGCAUAAAUGGCGUUGAUGAGGUGAAUGCGGCCCAAAGAGAAGGAGCUCAUGGGGUUAUGGUUGGACGUGCUGCUUACAACACCCCAUGGUACAUCUUGGGACAUGUUGAUACUGCUGUCUAUGGUGCACCUCAAACUAAUGUUACCCGGCGUCAGGUCCUUGAAAAGUACCAAGUGUAUGGGGAUUCUGUUUUGAGAAAAUAUGGGCAUAAACCAACUGUUCGGGAUGUUGUUAAGCCCCUACUUGGUCUUUUCCAUUCGGAGCCUGGAAAUGGCUUGUGGAAGCGCAAAGCUGACACUGCUUUACAACAUUGCACGACAAUAAAAUCCUUUUUUGAUGAAACACUCGAUGCUAUUCCUGACUCUGUUUUGGAUUCAACGGUUGGCGAGGCACCAUCGGGUCAUGUAGAUAAGUUUGCACAAUCAAAAGGUUUGCUACCUCAUCCUUAUGCAGCAAGAGAAGAUGAAGCUUUAUAUGCCUCUGUUGUAUGAUGUAUUCUAGUUCUGCAGCUUACCAAAUUGUACAUCUAAUUUAGGGUAUGUUCCAUUCGCCCAAUUCUUUUGGGAUGAUAGUCCCAUGUAACAACCUAUACAUCCAAAUAGUUGUUGGGUGUUUAGUAAAUUCAAUUUCAACAAGAAUGUAAUGGCAAGUACUCAUAUUCUGAUA
Diospyros lotus (date-plum) is the source of this 1617-nucleotide messenger RNA. RefSeq lists its product as uncharacterized. NCBI's taxonomy places the organism in Eukaryota, Viridiplantae, Streptophyta, Magnoliopsida, Ericales, Ebenaceae. Gene Ontology annotation, molecular function: tRNA dihydrouridine synthase activity; flavin adenine dinucleotide binding. Bases 141 to 1442 code for a protein of 433 amino acids. Gene Ontology annotation, biological process: tRNA dihydrouridine synthesis. The transcript is spliced from 13 exons. The record is from RefSeq and is a predicted model, not a curated record.